AUGGACCGAACGCGCUUUCUCCGCACCCUCGGUGUCCUCUACGGUAUCUCGUUUGCGUCCAUUUACGUCCAAGUUCAGAGCCUCUACGGCCCGGACGGCGUCGAACCGGUUGCCGCGUAUUUGACGCGCCUUGCCAACGCCACACCCGACGCAAGCAUCCCGCUGCAGCGUUUUGUGAGCUACCCGAGCCUCGUAUGGUUUCAUGACGCGCUCGGCCUUUCGCCAGACCUGAUGAUGGAGUUCCUGUGCCUUCUCGGCGGUGGCGCCGCCUGUCUUGCUGCGGCGAACAUACUCACGCUGCCCGAGGUCUUUGCCGCCAUGUGGAGCUGCUACCUCUCGCUCGUGCUCGUGGGGCAGUCGUUUCUGCGCGGACCGUGGGACCUCCUCCUCCUCGAAGUUGGGUUCCUCGCCCUCUUCGUCGCUGCGCCGUUCGACUUGGCGACCACCUUUGCGCCGUCGGCCGCGAUACUCCAUGCAAUGCGGCUGGUCGGCGUCAAACUCGCGCUCAUGUCCAGCGCGGCCAAGAUCACGUCGGCGUGCCCCACUUGGCUCGGGCUCACGGCGCUGGACUUUCACUACGCGACGCAAGCGACGCCGCUUCCGUCGAGCUGGUUCAUGCACCAGCUGCCGCCCAUCGUGCAACGCGUGACGGCCGCGGCGGGGCUCUGGAUCGAAGGCCCUGUCGCGCUCCUGCUGGUGUCGCCGAUCGCGCGCCAUCGCGUCUUCGCUGCAUCUCUGCAGCUCGUUCUGCACGCUGGCAUCGCACUCACGGGCAACUACGGCAUCUUCAAUCUCGUCGCUAGUCUCGUCAUGGUCGGCAUCAUGAGUGAAGCCCACGCCGCGUCACCACCGUCGCUCUCGUGGUUACGGUGGGCGUUGACGCAUGCGUCAAUGUACCUCUCGGUCUUUACGGCCGGCUACUACAUGUUUGAGGUUGUCUACGAAGAUACAACGCCGACAUCGCUUCGGUUUGCGUGGUCAAUCGGCCGGACGCAGACGAUCCUCGGCGUCGUGUUACGCGGUGUCCUUGCUACCGCCCUGCUCUCGUUCGUCGUUGCGGUCGUCGGCCAGUUGUCCCACUCGGUGGUUGCUGCGGGCCACGACUUGCUUCGCUGCCGUCUUGGAUGCACGAUAGCGCUGGGCCACUUGACCUUUACGACACUUAUCGGGUCUGUCCUUGUGCUGGCGUCGCUCGCGCAGCUGGCGUCCUUGGACCCGACGAUCGAGCUGCCGGUCUGGGCGCGCAACACGGGGAUCCUGGCGUCGCGCUUUAACGUGGCAUCGACGUACGGGCUCUUCCACCGAACGCCGGGCGUAGCCAAAAUCGAGCGCCACGGCCGGGAAUUCGCCAUCGUCGCGCGACCGACGCUCGUCUUUGAAGGCUCAGAUGACGACGGCGCGACGUGGCGCCCGCUCCAUUUCAAGCACCACCCGAGCAGCUUGUUCAAGUCGCCUGCGCUCACGGUGCCGCAUCUUCCGCGGCUCGAGUGGCAACUGGACGUCGCGGCCAAAGGCAACUACAGCCAGGCCCCAUGGCUGGUGCACCUUGCCGACAAGUUCCUCAAGGGAUCCGAGCAGGCAAAGCAGCUGCUCGAUGCGGCACAGGAUCCAUUCCGAGAGGCACCGCCACAGCGCGUCCGCGUGCAGCUCUACCACUAUGAUUUUACGCGGUACAAUACGUCGUGGGCGCGCGCGACACCCAAGGCCGUGGUACUGACACCGGCGAUGAACGCGUCGCAGUGGUGGACGCGGAAACUGGUCAAGGAAUACAUGCCGGCGCUGGACGCGGCGAACCCGUCGGUCGCUUCGUUUCUCGCUGCCCACGGCUGGGAGCACCAAGACGAGAAGAAACCCGCUUGCUUCAACUCGAGUCGUCCCGUGCUCUGUCACACACUCGAUCAGUUGCACCACGUGACGGCAUCGCAUCUCUACAUGGCGCUCGUCCUCGGCCUUGUGCUCGUUGUGCUGGUUCCGCUUUUCAUUCUGGAGACGCCCAAGUCGGCUGCGGCGCGCGUGCAAACGCUCGUGUAA
Messenger RNA from Saprolegnia diclina VS20, 2031 nucleotides. RefSeq lists its product as hypothetical. Gene Ontology annotation, cellular component: endoplasmic reticulum membrane. The coding region runs from base 1 to 2031 and encodes 676 amino acids. Gene Ontology annotation, biological process: protein maturation. NCBI's taxonomy places the organism in Eukaryota, Oomycota, Saprolegniomycetes, Saprolegniales, Saprolegniaceae. The record is from RefSeq and is a predicted model, not a curated record. The transcript is spliced from 7 exons.